AUGAAAAUCAGAGAUGGUGGGGAAGCUCACACAUACACUAAUCUUGACAUGUUCACACUUGAGGUACAUUACGGGGCCUACUUUGUUGAUGGUUUAUAUAUGGGAGGUGUUGUACAAUGGGUUGAUGGGCAAGAUGCAGAUGAGUCCCCAGUAUUCUCUACAUAUGCUGAAAAUGCUGAACAUAAUGAAGACACUGCUCAUGCAUAUGAUGCUGAUGAAGAAAAUGGGCAAUAUGAGUUUGUGGAUGUUAAGAUAGAAGAAAAAUUUGGUGAGGCAGAGGAAAAAUAUGGUGAAGUUGAGGUAAAAAGUGAUGAAGCUAAGCAAGGUGGGGAGGGUGAGGAAGAAGAUGAUAAUUUCAUAGAUAGUGAGUUUGAGCAAAGUGACGAAGACGACAACAUGAAUUUUUAUAGGUAUGUUGUAACUGAAGAGCAAGAUGAUAGGCAUAAAGAAUCAGGUGAGGGUGACACUGAUGGUUAUAAUACAUUAGACUUAGAGAGUUUGCAUGAAGAUAAUGAAGAUGAAGAUGGCAAGAAGAGAGGUUUGAGGCAGCCAAAAUUUAACCAAUACAAUAAACAACAUAACCUUUUAGAUCCAAAAUUCUACUUGGGUUUGGAGUUUCCUAAUAUGCAGGAAUGUAGAGAGGGCAUAAAGUACCAUGCAUGCAGGUGUGCUAGAAGACUAAGGUUUGUGAAGAAUGAGCCUAAUAGGGUGAGGCUGGUAUGUGAUGGUAAUAAAGAGGGUGAUAAGGCAAAGAGUCAUAUUAAGGUUGAUAAGGCAAAGAGGCAUAGUACGAGUGAUAAGAGUAAGAGGCAUGGUAAGGGUGAAAAGGGUGAAGAUGAAUCUGAAGAUGAACUUGAAGAUUGUCCUUGGUUAUUGUAUGUUGCACAUGUUGGGAAAAGACCCACUAUUAGAGUGAAGACAUACCAUCCAAUUCAUACUUACAGCAUAUCUCAAAGAACUAUGUUUGCCACUUCACAAUGGUUGGCUAAAAAGUUUGAUGAGGAUCUCAGAACCAAUCCUAACAUGUCAGUUGCUGACUUCAUGUCAUUGGUGAGGAAACAUUACAAUAUAGAUGUUACUAGGGACCAAUGCUACAAGGCAAAGAAUUUGGCAAAGGAAAGGAUUCAACGAAGCAUUGAAGAAUAA
Prunus armeniaca (apricot) is the source of this 1146-nucleotide messenger RNA. NCBI's taxonomy places the organism in Eukaryota, Viridiplantae, Streptophyta, Magnoliopsida, Rosales, Rosaceae. The record is from the annotation of a GenBank genome assembly.